Messenger RNA from Cuscuta europaea, 1336 nucleotides. Lineage: Eukaryota; Viridiplantae; Streptophyta; Magnoliopsida; Solanales; Convolvulaceae. The record is from the annotation of a GenBank genome assembly.
UAUAUAUAACUACCCUUUUCUUCCAUCACAUCUCUUUGUUCCAAUCUCAAACAAGUUUCACACACACUACACCAAAAUAUCACAAUUCUUGAAUUUCCAUCUUUUUAUUGACUGAGAGGCAAAUUAAAUGUCACAUAUGUUCAACCCAUUAUUUAUCUGUGGAAGCUCUCAAGCCCAUGAAGAUCUGGAAGAUGAAAUGGACUGUUUAAGCCCUAAGAGAUCAAAGAAAGGAAACAGCAAUAGUAAGAACAACAACCCAUAUGCCAAUCGCGGCCUCGACAAGUUCUCUGCUCUCUUAGCUGAAAUCCAAGACAAGAAACAGAAGAUCUACACGCAGGUUGGUGCCGAUGAAAUCUCCAUCGUCCGAUUCGUCUUCUCGUCCAACUCCAACCAUGUCAAGCCCAUCGUCGUCAAGUUGAAGGGUGGGAAUACCAAGAAAGAAAACACGCCGGCGAGAAGAUCCGGCGAUUCCGGCGAAAGAAAUAAUGAUGAGGAUGAUGUUAUUAAAGAUGCUCAGUCGACGGUCAAAGAAACUGGGCGUUGCUCAAAGAGAAAGUUCACAAAGACUGUUUCUUGGAAGAAGAUGACUUGGGAAGACUGGAAGAAUCCGAGGUUUUAUAUGCCGUUGACCUUAAUACUGAUUCUUGUUUUUCUGGCGGUUUACGGCCGGACGUUUGCGAUUUUGUGUACGUCUAUUGGGUGGUAUGCGAUCCCGGCCAUCAAAGAAAAGCGUGAGCGGCCGGAGACGGUGGGGAGGAGGAAAAGGAAGGAAUAUGUGAGAAGAUUGAGCGAAAAGAAUGUUGUUGUUGGAAGGGAAGGGCGGCCGGAAAAUAGUGAAAUUGGUUCGCCUUCUUCUCCCAGGAGUGUUUUACGGUCGCCGUCGGGAAACCAUCAUCACCGGAAAAGCUUUUGAUAUACCCGAAUGAUGACUGAGUACCAUCAGCUGAGCUGGCAACCUUUAUUAAGGUUUUCCAUUUCUUUUCUUUAGCCUAAUUUUUAAAGGUUGACUUCCCGGGCUCCGAGUCCCGACCCGACAAUCAUCGACUCGAGUAUACGAGAGAUCGUUGACCAAAGAUGACUCACAAAAUCUAAGAUCCAUGAAAUAUCACAAAUGACAUAAUUGUUGCGAGUUUCAAUCCUCGAUAGAUAUUGUAAAUUUUUUCACUUAUCUGCAUGGGCGGACCGUAGUAGAGACGUAGUGUAUAUUUAUACGAAAAAUAAUUUUUGCUCUUCCAAAAAGUAUUUUGAACCCCCAAAAAUAUUUUCGCCCCCCCAAAAUGACUUUCCUGUGUCCGCCCCUGCUUAUCUGUACAUAAUGCGAAAAAUAUAUGCAUAU